Molecule: messenger RNA, 3542 nt
Organism: Linum trigynum
Lineage: Eukaryota; Viridiplantae; Streptophyta; Magnoliopsida; Malpighiales; Linaceae
Source: the annotation of a GenBank genome assembly
UUUGGCAGUUUGUUAUGGACUUAUGGUGCUACGCAUACCAGCCUACCACUAUCUGGUGCGAGAUGAAGAGUUUAGACAUGAAUUAAAUGGACGGAUGAUGCUCGUCGGCUCGAUUCAUGUAAAGCCCAUUUAACUCAACAACCUAAUUUAAUCACUUGAUUUUUUUUAUAGAAUUUUUUUACUUGAUUUUGUUGAUAAAUUAAAAGAACACGAACCGUUGACAAGUCAACAAAACAUACUAACACCUAAUUAAAACUAACUAAUCUUGCGGCAAUCCGUUCUUAUCUCGCCAUUAGUUCUAGUAAGCGGCCCCAUAUUCCCCAUCAUGACCAUCGACGUCGCAAAAUCCUCCCCGAACCUCGCGGGAUUCCGCUGUAAAGCUUCGCCAGAGCGUCGCUGCCGGCGUUGCCUACGCCGAACAGCUGUUGGUCGGAGUAUAGCAGCCCUCUUUUCCCAAAAAAUUGUUUACGGCUUUUCAAAAUUGUUGCAGAGAGGUAGUUGCAAUAAGCAUCUAGUGACGGUGUCCUCGAUAAAGUACAACACUAAACUGCUAAUAGUUCAAUUGUUCACUCAUUCACCCCUUAUCAAAACAAGGUGAGUCGCUAUCCACAUUACUCUCCGGAAAGAAAGAAAAAAACGAUUUAGGGUUUUCAACAUCGUUACAACUUACAAUGAAGUAUCGUUUUCCAUCGAAACUAAAAAAAAAUGGAAUGUAGUGUUGCGGUUACUUAAACCGUGUUACUAUUGAGCUUGUUGGGUAUUGUCAGAUUGGUAGUAGGUACGGAUACUUGGUCGUACUUGAGUCUUCUCGUUAGGGUUUUAACCAUGGUAAAGGAAACCGUACCGGACAUCAUACCGGAUUUCUUUCUGGUAGGGUAUUUUGUGGUACGACCGUGAUUCAACCGUUUUGUACCGGUAAAUACCGUUUUUGUAAUAAUAAAAUAUAUUUUUUGUCAAAAAACCGUGCCACCAAAAUUAGAGUAUCGUCUCGGAGUAAUACCGGAUGUAUCGGAAUACACCAAAUAAUAAAUGAAUAUACCGAGAAAAGUUAUUAUUAUUUUAUUCAUUUGUUAAUAUUUUUAUUUACAGUUUAUUUUUUUAUUUCUUAUCCUCUUUACUUUCUCUCCGCCAGCCACCUAACCUAACUCCCUCUCUCUCAUCUAACAAAAAAGUUGCAAACACCUACGAUUUUUCUCUCGUCUAGCGAGAGUCUCGGAGCUAGGGUUCCGGUGUUCCUGUUAGGUUUUCAACCUCUAGGGUUGACGGCGGUAGUAUCCAUUAAAGGUUUCAGAAAGCAAUUCCCCUAAGCUGGUCUAAUUAGUUAUUGUUGAUUUGGUAUUUGCCUCCUGCAAUAUCAAAUCCUGAGAGAGAGUUUCCCUUUAGUCUCUAUCUUGGACUAUUGGGGUCUCGCUUUGGUUUAGAAACCCUAAUCUGCCUCAAGCGAUUGUGGGUAAGGGAGCGAUCUUUUCUUGUUUCUAUAUCUCUGGUAGGGGUCCGGUAGAGUGUUUUCACUAUGGAGCAAGGCACUCCCCACUGUAAUAAGGACGGACAAAGCGCUACCCCAACGGAUGACCUGACGGAGACACAAACUAGAGAAGCUAUAGAGCGGAGUAUCCAAUCGCAAAUCGAGAUGAUCAAACUGGCGGAUGAUGAUGCUCUGGUGGUAGAAGACGAAGACAUAGAUACAGCUAUGGUCCAAGCUAUGAGCCUGUUAGGGCUUGUUGGCAGAGUCGUGUCCUCCAAGAAACCCAAUCUGAAAUCAAUGAAAAUAGCGCUGUCAAAAGCCUGGAAUCUGCAACAAAAUUUUCAGAUCUCAGAAGUAGGGGACUAUCUCAUUGGUUUCCAGUUUAUGAACAAAGGUGAUCGUGACCGAGUGCUACUAGGAGGGCCAUGGCAUUUUGACAAUAGCUUAAUCAUCUUCAAACAAGCAGAUGCAUUUCAACAGCCAAGGCCAGAGGACUUCUAUACUAUGGAAAUAUGGAUUCAAAUCUACAAUCUACCAGCGGCUCCAAGAACAAAAGAGAUGAUCCAAAAAAUCGGAGCAAGGUUUGGUACAAUGAUAUGGACUGAUAGCAGAAGAGAGAAUGCUUGGAAUGACAUCUUGAGAAUCAGGGUGGGGAUAGACAUCAGAAUCCCCCUGAAGCAUGAGCUGAAACUUAAUCUCAAAGGCAAAAUACACACAUAUGAAGUGAAAUAUGAAAGGCUCCCUAUGUUUUGUUUCUCCUGUGGCUUGGUAGGGCACCCUAAAUUAAACUGCCCUAACCCAUCGUCAGAUGGAAAGGAUCGUGUUGGUCCAGAGCUGAGGGUAAAUGCUGCUAAAAUCAAGCCGUGGCAAAGCAAGUUAGAAAGAGAAGAAUCAGGGGAGCUGUGGCAGGCCCUCAGAGCAAAAUUCGAUAGGGAAGCAAUCACAGACAGAAUGAUGGUUCAAGAAACUGAGCAGAGAAGGAAUAUGAAAGAUGACAGCAUAGAUGCUAUUCAAAGACGCCUACUACUCAGGAAGGCGGAAGAGGAAAUAGAAAAAGAACAACAGAAGAGACAGUCGAAUUAUGAUCAGGAGAAAAAUGGGAGGACAGGGGUGGUAGAGGAACCCGGGCAAACAAUACAGGAAAAAAAACAGACAGAGCUUACCUCUAGUGAAAGGAGCAGUAUAUCUACAGAAGGAAGGGCCACUCCAACUGAGAUCCAUGUAGUGAAAACUCUUUCAGGGGCUGAGAACCUCACCUUUAGUCCUGGUUACAUUCCGACACAAGAAACACAGGGGAAGAAGGUGAGCCAAUGGAAAAGACAGAAUAAGGGAGACAUGGCAUUAAAACAACAACUACCAGUUAUGCAGUUAACUCCUCAAAAACGAGGACCUACAGGAGAUGACACCAUCACUGAAGACUCCCCUAGCAAGAAACAGAAACUUGAGUUCUAUAACAACCUAUUGGAUGGCGAAGUGGCGGACCCUGCAAAGCAGCAGGGCCGCCCAGCUCAAUGAAUGUCUUGAGCUAUAAUUGCCGGGGGUUGGGGAAUCCCCUGGCAAUUAGGAAAGUGGGGCAGUUGCUCCAGCGUCAAAACCCCAAAAUAGCCUUCCUCAUGGAAACAAAGAAGAAAGAAAAAGAAUGGGAGGCAGCAAUGAAAGAUCUGGGCUGGGAGAUGGGAAGGGGAGUGGGAUCGAUAGGAAGGGCAGGAGGAUUAUUAAUGGUAUGGCAAUCAGAUGUUAAAGUGGUGGUCAAGACAAAAUCCACAAAUCAUAUAGAUGUGCUAGUAGAUGAUGGAGGUACACAAUGGAGGCUGACAGGGAUAUAUGGGUGGCCAGAGCAAGAAAACAAAUUCAAAACCUGUGAAUUACUUCGGGAACUCAGAGACAUGACAGACCUACCUUGGUUAGUAUGUGGUGACUUCAAUUUGAUACAGAGCUAUGAGGAGAAAAAUGGUCUUAAUCUAGCAAAUGUUCAUGAGAUGGAUAUGUUCAACGAUGCCCUAGAAGACUGUGAUUUGGAGGAUCUUGGCUAUUAUGGAAAAACUUUCACGUGGGAUAAUAACCACUCUGAUGACAC